AUGAUCAGGCGUCAUCUCUUCUCCUUAACUAUACAGACAGAUCUGCGUGAUAAUUUGUUGACGAGGUCUCGACGGCUGAUUAAGAAAAUCGCGCAGUUGAGUUCAGCUAGACUCAUCCAGGAGAGUCAAGCUGCGGCUAAUGGAGUCACAAGUUCUGAAGAUGCUCGUGGUGGUGAAGGAGGGACUACUACGGAUGGCGCAGUAAACCUGAAGCCUCCUAGUGCCCAUCGAUCCACGACAGGACGGUUGGAGCGGGCCUUGGGCCGAUUGAGUUCGGAGCAGUUGUUAACCCUUUGGAGUGAGCUCUUGGGUGCUGCAGUUGAAGUAGCCCGGGGUCUGCAGUGGUUGGAUGAGCAGCUCUACCAGUACUAUACAUCCGAUAAUGAUGAUAUGCAGUCGGAGGAAAAGGAGGAUCGCGGAGACUUGCGUGGACAAGUUGGGAGGGUUGCUGCUGCGGUGAUGCAGGCAGUACUCGUUAG
Perkinsus marinus ATCC 50983 is the source of this 479-nucleotide messenger RNA. RefSeq lists its product as hypothetical. NCBI's taxonomy places the organism in Eukaryota, Perkinsozoa, Perkinsida, Perkinsidae. The transcript has 4 exons. The annotation marks the transcript as partial. The record is from RefSeq and is a predicted model, not a curated record.